This is a messenger RNA of Phytophthora infestans T30-4, 5694 nucleotides long. RefSeq lists its product as uncharacterized. Bases 1 to 5694 code for a protein of 1897 amino acids. Gene Ontology annotation, molecular function: helicase activity. The record is from RefSeq and is a predicted model, not a curated record. The transcript has a single exon. Gene Ontology annotation, cellular component: nuclear RNA-directed RNA polymerase complex. Gene Ontology annotation, biological process: regulatory ncRNA-mediated heterochromatin formation. Lineage: Eukaryota; Oomycota; Peronosporomycetes; Peronosporales; Peronosporaceae.
AUGCCUCAAGACCCUGGCAGCGUCUGGAGAGUCAACAGCCAGACGCAAGCACUAAACUUUAUUAACUCUGGGCUUCACGCUCUGUCUAAGGACAAUCUGGCUCCUCAGUUUGUAAGAGAACUGGGUAAAAAUGAGGGACGUGGAGUGCUCAUAAUCCAGGAGUUGCUGGACCUCACGUACUCAAACGACGCCGGCAGACGCCGUGACGUCGUGUCAUUUCAACGAGGUCUCGUGCCGUUUGUGACCAUGUUGACCAUGCGACGCAUGGAGAUGGUGAGUCAGCACAUGGAUGAAGCGAACUACGUCUACGCGUACUUGCGUACAGCCCACGUGCAGCUAUUUCGACUGUAUUUGGAGCAUUUGGAGCAGAUUGUAGAGCGCCACAGUACUGAGGACAGCGUGGUGACACACACGAGCUUCCUUCGUGAAGCCGAAGGUCGAAAACACGCUCCAUUGUGCUUCACGCAGGUCUGUCUGCCGAUAAUCCGGCUACUGUACUUGUUGGGCAACAAGUUUAAGGAUUUUAUCUACGAAGACGCUUUUCGAGAGACUGUCAGCUAUAUCGACGCAUUGACGACCGAGUGGAUUGAUGCUAGUCAAGAGAAUGAGUCCUCCCUUGACUCAGCCUUGUGCUUUAAGGUCAUGAGAGAAGAGAUCAAGAGGCUGCACAAGAUGAUCCGACGUGGAGAGCGUGGUAUUGAGGCUGGUGUAGCGAUGAGAAGAGAAGCAGAACGGAGACUAACUCGAGGCUACGAGGAGCCGGAGCCUUGGGACGUUAUCGAAGUGGGCAUUCCAGGCGAAGCAGAGCUAGCUGACGGCACGGUUGGUCCACGUCACGACAAUGACCAUCGCGACAUUUGUGAUAUUCAACUUUUACCAACAACCGCGGAAUGUUUGUCAUGUGAGAUGCCGUUGCUGCCCGGUAACUAUCCAUUUCAUGAAAAUGCCCAUUGGUUACCGCCAGGACCCGAGCGAUGGGUGGACACGCACUUCCGACUGUACCGCGAAGAUCUGUGUGGCACUAUUCGAUCUUGUCUGCAGGACCUUGGAUACCGACUGUCCGAAAGUGGAGGCAAUCUUGCUGCCGGUCGACUGAGAGAUGCCGACGUGGACUACAAUGUGUACCCGAUCGUUAAGACUGCCAUGCCGCUAAGACACACGGAGAGUCGAGGCGAGCGAGAUCGAAGCCGUCGAUUCGAGCGUCAUGGCCUCUGCGUCGACGUCCUAUUCCCACAACCAUCAGCAGGCGAGAUGACUGGGAGAACGAAGACGAAGAAAAAGACUGACACUAGAAGCCGAAAGGAGCUGUGGGAGAAGACCGGCCGACUGCCCUUUAACGGCAUGGUAGCACUCGUCGCAUACGUUGAUAGUACCUUGCAAGUGGUGUUUUGUCAGAUCGUGGAGCGUGACCUGGAGCGACUUGUUAAGGACGUUGUGGAGGUGACUCUGCAGCCAUUUGAGCUCCAAGACUUUGCAACAGUCGAGCAGUGGCAACAGUCAACAGCUGCACGAGGAAAUGAACAGCGUAUAUUGCUGUUGGAGUUCAACAAGGUUUUCCUCGUCGCUUAUGAGCCAGUGCUUCGUGCACUGCAAACACUCGAGCCAGCUACCUUGCCAUUUCUGGAGUAUUUAGCUCCCGAGACUGCACCAGUACCCGGAGCCACUCGUAUGGAGUCUCCCAUGUACUGCUUGACCAAUGGCUUCACUUUUGAUCUCAGCUCGGUGGUACGCCGAUAUCCUGGUCAAACUAUUGGUCGGCCGCAGUCUUUGCGUUUGAAUCCGCUUCAUCAAAACUCUCGCGAGUUAUGUGAAGCUGCGUUGGUACGGUACUCUACUCUGGAGCGGGACCAAGCCAAGGCGUUGGUGGAAGCGCUGAGCAGUCGUGUUGCGUGCAUUCAAGGUCUGCCUGGCAGUGGCAAAUCGCUCAUCGGAUCCAUGCUCACGCAGAUUAUAGUGGAGGCUCAAGUCUCGCCCGUGUUGGUUGUUUGUUACACAAACCACGCACUGGACCAGUUUUUGUGCCAUCUUCUGGAUAUCGGGAUAACGAGUCUCGUACGUAUCGGAGGGCAAUGCAAGGAACCACGACUAGAGAAAUACAAUCUCAACAACCUGUUCAAGACAUAUCAGCGUUACGAAUUAAAGCUUCUGUACGGGAAACUCGACGAAAACGCAGACGCCAUCGCGCUAGCGCUACGAGAGCUGAACUCGCAGACACGUCGACCAACGUGGAAGACGUUGAAAUGGUUCCUGGAGACCAAUUACCCCGACAUAUAUGAUCAUUUCGCUGAUCGCAACGCUGAGCUGUUCGAGGAUGGCUGGGAGAUUGCUGGCUACGAUGAUAUCUUGGACUAUUGGAUCCAGGGAGAGGAUCUCGGUAUUUCUCAGCGUGGUCCUCGUCAGGGUGGAUGGACGAGAGAUUCGAAUGUGUGGAUGUGGAGUCUUGCAAAGCGUCGUGGGGCAUUAGCACAAUGGGUUGGGGUCUUGCGAACUGGACGCGUGGAAGAGCUGAUCGCAGCUCAGAAGGCUUACUGGGCAACGAUGAAGAAGAUUGAGACACUAAGACAGCAAGCAGAUGUAGAAGUACUUAAGCGAGUGCAGAUCAUCGGUAUGACCACGACCGGAGUCGCGAAAAACCAGAAGAAGAUCGCGGCUGUGGCAUCUCCCGUGGUGAUCUGCGAAGAAGCGGGAGAAGUACUUGAGGCGCAGCUUAUGGCGUGUCUGUCUCCGUCCUGUCAGCAGCUUGUGCUUAUUGGCGACCACAAGCAACUACGACCUCACAUUGCCGACUAUAAUCUCAGUGUGGAGAGUGCUGCUGGCAAGCGGUUUGCUCUCGACGUGUCUCUGUUUGAGCGCCUAGUUGGGCCGACGUCUGGCUUACCUUUCUGGAUGUUGACGGAGCAACACCGUAUGCGUCCGCAGAUCUCUCAGUUGAUACGAAUGCUGUUCUAUCCUGAAGUUCGAGAUGCUCGUGAGACGUUGGAAUACCCUCCUCUCUUAGGUGUGGACAAGAACGUGUUCUUUGUGAGCCACAGUCACCCUGAAGACGGCGCGUCUGCAGUCUUGGGGGCAUCCGCUCGCUCUCAUUCCAAUGAAUAUGAAGUUGCAUACCUCGUUGCAGCUCUGAGAUAUCUACUGCAACAAGGCUACCAUACCAGUGAUAUUGCGAUCCUCACGCCUUAUGUCGGUCAGCUCAUGAAGCUUCGAUCUGCUUUGCGAGGGCAGUUUAUAUUAGAGCUGAACGAACUCGAUUUGGAGGAAAUUCAACGCACUUUUGACGAUGACGAAGACGACGACACGGAGGAGACUGGACACGAUAGCUCUGCUGCCUUAGGAGCGACUAAGAAGGAGCUAUCCGGUGCUAUUCGUGCCGCUACUAUCGACAAUUUUCAAGGGGAAGAAGCCACUGUUAUAUUGGCGAGUCUGGUGCGUAGCAGCACGAACGUUCACGGCCGAGGAACGAUUGGAUUUCUGAAAACUCCGAAUCGAAUUAACGUCCUUCUCUCCAGAGCGAAGCAUGGAUUGAUCCUUGUGGGUCAUGGCGAGUUGCUACGUGCAAAGUCUCCACUGUGGCAAAAAGUGCUCGACCAACUGCAAAGCGAUGGCUGCUAUGGCAAAGGGCUGCCCUUACACUGCCAACAACACCCAGACUACCAACGUAUCGCGGCGAACCCGUCCUCAUUUGCUUUGCUAGCCCCCGAUGGAGGCUGUUUACGUCCUUGUGGAAGAAGAUUACCACGUUGUGGACACGCGUGUCCGAAGUUAUGUCACGUGGAUCAACCGUCUCACAGAGCUGUCUACUGCACACAGCCAUGUCCACGACUCCAAGAAGGUUGCGGACACGUGUGUCCUGGCGUCUGCGGUGACGCAUGUGGACGAUGCGAAGUGCUGGUGGGCUCGAUUGCUCUUCCUUGUGGCCACACUUACAGGAACGCGCGGUGCUUUGAGGCCAAGAUGCCCUCAAAGCUGAAGUGCAAAGCUCCAGUGGACAAGCUCGUUCCUGAAUGUGGACACCUGCAGCGUGUUACCUGUAGCACUACCAAGGUCAAGUGCACGCAUAAAUGCGGCGCGGUACUUCCCUGUGGCCACCCUUGCUCUCGUAAAUGUAGUGACUGUGUUGCAGACACGUUAAAGGCUCGUGAGGGAGAGCCUGAGCCGGACUACCCGAUCAAACCCACUGAACACGGCGCGUGCCAAAAAGUGUGUGAGCGAUUGCUGCCGUGCUGCCACAGAUGUCGAGGAAUUUGCCAUGGAGCAGCGCUCUGCCCACCAUGUCAAGGUAUAUGUGACGUGUUCAGCUGCGAACAUGGGUCUUGCAAUCAUCCGUGCAGUGAUCCGUGUGCUGCAUGUACUGAACGGUGCAGUUGGAGCUGCAAGCACAGUGGUGAAUGCUCUCUACCCUGUGGCGCUCCAUGCAACCGGCGUCUAUGCGAUCUUCGAUGCACGAAGGCGCUCACAUGUGGUCACCAGUGUCCAAGUGUCUGCGGAGAAGACUGCCCUUCACGCGAGUUUUGUCAUAUCUGUGGGGAUGACGACGUGAAACAACGUGUGGCUGACGUGAUUCUCUUCCAGACAUAUGGAGAAAUUGAUCCGUCAGAAGACCCUGUUCUGGUCCUUCCGUGCUGUUCAAUGGUCUACACGAUGGCUACACUUGAUGGCACACUUGAAAUGAGCACGUACUACGACAGCAAUGGGAAACCUGUUGGUCCGCUUCCUAGGGGGUAUAUCGAUACACCUCAGUGUCCGAACUGUAAGAAGCCGAUCCGUGGACUCCGUCGCUAUGGUCGCGUAACCAAAAGAGCCGCGAUCGAUGCCGCUGAAAAGAAUUUUAUUACUCACUCUCUGCGUCAGAUUAAGUCACUUCAAGAGCGUGCAAACGCAGUGAUUGAGACUGGAGAUCUGACUCGCGAUAAAACGUUGCGGCACGACCUUCGUAUGUUUGGCGCAGCCGUGGCAAGACCACCCUGUCAGAAAGCAUUUGAGGCGUGUGUGGCUCUGCUGACGAAGGCCAGAGGAGGCCAAGGUGGUGGAGAUGUGACCAUUGAUCUGAGUAUGCUUCCCGUACCCAACUCAAAGUUUCCGUAUCGUGGAUUCUUCUUCCAUCUCUCUGCGCAGCUCUCACAGUUAUCUACUGGUGUAGGCAAAAAGGAAUCAUCGCGAUAUGCACGACAGGCGGUUGACGAGUUUGAGAAAGGGUCUUUUUCAAUGCAAGCAGGAGAAGCGCGACUCGUGCUGGUGCAGACUCUACUCGCGAAUGCACAAGAAGAACUAAGCACGUCAGUGAGAACGGAGAAGGAGCGUAAAGCACGCGAGGAAGUAGUGACGCGGGUCGCACGUGAGGUGCAUGAUGUGCUUAUUAACCUGGAGGCGAGUGCUGCAUCCUUUUUGACCAAGUAUGGAGAAGACGUGCGCCAUCUUCGCCAAAAAUUGGCUAGCGUUGUCCAGCGCGCGAGGAGUAGUACAUUUUAUCAAGAGGUGUCGGUGGACGAGAUGCGAGCAAUCAAGACAGCAAUGCAAGCGGAAUUUCGAGGCUCGGGUCACUGGUACCGUUGUGAGAAUGGACACUCGUACUCAAUUGGAGAGUGUGGAAUGGCAAUGGAAGAAACCCACUGCCCGGAAUGUGGAGCUCGUGUGGGCGGACAAGAUCACAGGUUGGUUCAAGGAUCUAGCCACGACUCACAAAUGGAUAGGCUCUAG